AUGUCCAGCAAUUAUUCGCCCUCAGUGAAAGGUCGCAAGCGCAAAACUAGGUCAUACGCAGCUCCAUCUGUUUAUGCGUCGCUACCGCAAAAGGUACCGGAUUGCAUUCGGGAAGGGUUGACGCUCCUAAUUGUAGGACUCAACCCAGGCGUCUUGACAGCGAAAACAGGCCUACACUUUGCAAGCCCCACAAAUCUCUUCUGGCCUUUACUUUACGAAUCGAACAUCAUCACGAGACCAAUGAAGGCCCAGGAAGGUUGUGCAUGUUUAGUCAACGAAUUUGACAUUGGCAUCACAAACAUCAUUGAUCGUCCAACGGCCGAGAGCGCAGAGUUGGGAAAGAGCGAGUACAAGGAAGCAGCAAUAAAACUCGAGGAAAAAAUCCGUCGCUACCGGCCCAAGGCUAUCAGUUGCUCGGGCAAAGGCAUUUGGGAGGCAAUUUUUCGUCAAAUUUAUGGCCGGCCAUUGCGUAAGCAGGAUGGUUUCAAAUUCGGAUGGCAAAGGGAAAAAUGGGCCUGCUGUGCCGACGGCUAUAAGUGCCCGGUCUUUGUCACGAUGGGCACCAGUGGACGAGUCGCGGCGUACUCGCCGGCUUACAAAAGACAGGUCUUUGCAGAAUUGGGUCGAUGGGUCAACUCGGAGCGAUCAGCUGUGAUUGAUUGCAAUAGUAAUCGAGAACGAUUGGACGUGCCGGAUCUCAGUGCGCCAGACACUCAUAGGCAAGCUUAA
Protomyces lactucae-debilis is the source of this 729-nucleotide messenger RNA. Its product is annotated as uracil-DNA glycosylase-like protein. The transcript has a single exon. Lineage: Eukaryota; Fungi; Ascomycota; Taphrinomycetes; Taphrinales; Protomycetaceae. Gene Ontology annotation, molecular function: mismatch base pair DNA N-glycosylase activity. The coding region runs from base 1 to 729 and encodes 242 amino acids. Gene Ontology annotation, biological process: base-excision repair, AP site formation. The record is from RefSeq and is a predicted model, not a curated record.